Molecule: messenger RNA, 9166 nt
Organism: Prionailurus viverrinus (fishing cat)
Lineage: Eukaryota; Metazoa; Chordata; Mammalia; Carnivora; Felidae
Gene: SHANK3
Product: SH3 and multiple ankyrin repeat domains 3
Exons: 22
Coding region: 569-5449 (1626 amino acids)
Cellular component (GO): dendritic spine; postsynaptic density; postsynaptic membrane
Molecular function (GO): ionotropic glutamate receptor binding; synaptic receptor adaptor activity
Source: RefSeq, a predicted model, not a curated record
AGGAGAAAGCAGGACCGACCCACAGACAGCGCUGGAUCCUGCUCUGUGGGGUCAGUGGGGAGUCCAGGGAGGCAGAGAUUUUUCCUAAAGGGGUAGUAGAUGGAAGAGGAGAGAGCCAAGGCUUGUCCUUGGGAAGAAGGCCUUGCUCUGGCUUGAUCAGAGACUGUUCUGGGGGCAGAGAGCUUCAGGACCCCCUCCUCUCCGAAUCUUCUUCGGUGGUCCGCGGAUGCUCGCCCGCAGCCGAAGGGCGGCGCGGCCCUCGCGGUUCAGCCACUCCCCCCACGCCGAGGCCUAGGAUUUCCCGCCCCCCCCCCCCCCCCGCCGCCAGCGAGCAGCCCCCAGGGCCCCCGCCCUGUGGGGCGGCCCAGGCCCUCCGCACGACCCCUCCCACCUCACCCCAGGACCGCCACGGUCCCCCUCGCCCCCGGUCCCCGACUGGCCCCGAGCCCUCCCGGCCCCCGCCUCCGGCGCAGCCCCCUAGCCACCCCCGCUUCCCUCCCGGCUCAGGCCCCCUCCCCCCGCCGCCCCCGCCCCCGGGGAAGGCAGGCGCCGCGCGGAGCCGGGGCCGAUGCAGCUGAGCCGCGCCGCCGCCGCCGCCGCCGCCGCCCCUGCGGAGCCCUCGGCGCAGCUGUCCCCCGCGCCGGCCCCGGCCCCGGCCCCCCCCGGUCCCCUCCCGCGUAGCGCGGCCGACGGGGCUCCGGCGGGGGGGAAGGGGGGGCCGGGGAGCCGCGCGGAGCCCCCGUGCGCUCCGCUCCCGGCCGCGAGCCUCCCGGGCCCCGGCCGGGGCGCGGGCACGGGCGCGGGGAUGGACGGCCCCGGGGCCAGCGCCGUGGUCGUGCGCGUCGGCAUCCCGGACCUGCAGCAGACGAAGUGCCUGCGCCUGGACCCGGCCGCCCCCGUGUGGGCCGCCAAGCAACGCGUGCUCUGCGCCCUCAACCACAGCCUCCAGGACGCGCUCAACUACGGGCUCUUCCAGCCGCCCUCCCGGGGCCGCGCAGGCAAGUUCCUGGACGAGGAGCGGCUCUUGCAGGAGUACCCGCCCAACCUGGACACGCCCCUGCCCUACCUGGAGUUUCGAUACAAGAGGCGAGUUUAUGCCCAGAACCUCAUCGAUGAUAAGCAGUUUGCAAAGCUUCACACAAAGGCAAACCUGAAGAAGUUCAUGGACUACGUCCAGCUGCACAGCACGGACAAGGUAGCCCGCUUACUGGACAAGGGGCUGGACCCCAAUUUCCACGAUCCUGACUCAGGAGAGUGUCCUCUGAGCCUUGCAGCCCAGCUGGACAACGCCACGGACCUGCUGAAGGUGUUGAGGAAUGGUGGUGCUCACUUGGAUUUCCGCACCCGCGAUGGGCUCACUGCCGUGCACUGUGCCACACGCCAGCGGAAUGCCGCAGCUCUGACGACUCUGCUGGACCUGGGCGCUUCACCUGACUACAAGGACAGCCGCGGCCUGACGCCCUUGUACCACAGUGCCCUGGGGGGCGGGGAUGCCCUCUGCUGCGAGCUGCUCCUUCACGACCAUGCUCAGCUGGGGACCACCGAUGAGAACGGCUGGCAGGAGAUCCAUCAGGCCUGCCGCUUUGGGCACGUGCAGCACCUGGAACACCUGCUGUUCUAUGGAGCUGACAUGGGGGCUCAGAACGCCUCAGGAAACACAGCGCUGCACAUCUGUGCCCUCUAUAACCAGGAAAGCUGUGCUCGAGUCCUACUUUUCCGUGGAGCUAACAAGGAUGUCCGCAAUUACAAUAGCCAGACAGCCUUCCAGGUGGCCAUCAUCGCAGGGAACUUUGAGCUCGCAGAGGUCAUCAAGACCCACAAAGACUCGGAUGUUGUACCAUUCAGGGAAACCCCCAGUUAUGCAAAGCGGCGGCGGUUGGCUGGCCCCAGUGGCCUGGCCUCCCCUCGGCCCCUGCAGCGCUCAGCCAGUGACAUCAACCUGAAGGGUGAGGUGCAGCCGGCAGCUUCUCCUGGACCUUCUCUGCGAAGCCUCCCCCAUCAGCUGCUGCUCCAGCGGCUGCAGGAGGAGAAAGACCGGGAUCGGGAUGGUGACCAAGAGAAUGACAUCGGUGGCCCCACAGCAGGCAGGGGCAGCCAGAGCAAGAUCAGCCCGAGCGGGCCCGGCGGCCCCGGCGGCCCCGGCCCCGCGCCCGGCCCCGGCCCGGCGCCCCCCGCGCCCCCCGCGCCGCCGCCCCGGGGCCCGAAGCGGAAACUUUACAGCGCCGUCCCCGGCCGCAAGUUCAUCGCCGUGAAGGCGCACAGCCCGCAGGGCGAGGGCGAGAUCCCGCUGCACCGCGGCGAGGCCGUGAAGGUGCUCAGCAUUGGGGAGGGCGGUUUCUGGGAGGGGACCGUGAAAGGCCGCACGGGCUGGUUCCCGGCCGACUGCGUGGAGGAGGUGCAGAUGAGACAGUAUGACACACGGCAUGAAACCCGGGAAGACCGGACGAAGCGCCUUUUCCGUCACUACACAGUGGGCUCCUAUGACAGUCUCACUUCACACAGCGAUUACGUCAUUGACGACAAGGUGGCUGUCCUACAGAAACGGGACCAUGAGGGCUUUGGUUUUGUGCUCCGGGGGGCCAAAGCAGAGACCCCCAUCGAGGAGUUUACACCCACGCCGGCCUUCCCUGCGCUCCAGUAUCUUGAGUCGGUGGAUGUGGAGGGUGUGGCCUGGAGGGCCGGGCUGCGCACAGGAGACUUCCUCAUCGAGGUGAACGGGGUGAACGUGGUGAAGGUCGGGCACAAGCAGGUGGUGGCUCUGAUCCGCCAGGGCGGGAACCGCCUCGUCAUGAAGGUUGUGUCUGUGACGAGGAAGCCAGAAGAAGACGGGGCUCGGCGCAGAGCCCCGCCGCCCCCCAAGAGGGCUCCCAGCACCACGCUGACCCUGCGCUCCAAGUCCAUGACGGCUGAACUUGAGGAACUUGAGAAGCUGGAUGAGAUCCUGGCAGCCGCCACGGAGCCCACGCUGAGGCCAGACAUCGCGGACGCUGACUCCAGAGCUGCCACUGUCAAACAGCGGCCCACGAGUCGGAGGAUCACACCUGCUGAGAUCAGUUCUUUAUUUGAGCGCCAGGGCCUUCCAGGCCCAGAGAAGCUGCCCGGCUCCCUGCGGAAGGGGAUUCCACGGACCAAGUCUGUAGGGGAGGAUGAAAAGCUGGCGUCCCUGCUGGAGGGGCGCUUUCCGCGCAGCACGUCCAUGCAAGAUACGGUGCGUGAGGGCCGUGGCAUCCCGCCCCCGCCGCAGACCGCACCGCCGCCCCCACCCGCUCCCUACUACUUCGACUCCGGGCCGCCCCCCGCCUUCUCACCGCCACCCCCUCCGGGCCGCGCCUACGACACAGUGCGCUCCAGCUUCAAGCCCGGCCUGGAGGCGCGCCUGGGCGCUGGGGCCGCGGGCCUGUACGAUUCCGGCGCGCCCCUGGGUCCGCUGCCCUACCCGGAGCGGCAGAAGCGUGCGCGCUCCAUGAUCAUCCUUCAGGACUCGGCGCCGGAGGCGGGCGACACCCCCCGGCCUCCUCCGGCGGCCACCCCACCGGAGCGUCCAAAGCGGCGGCCGCGGCCGCCGGGCCCCGACAGUCCCUACGCCAACCUGGGCGCUUUCAGCGCCAGCAUCUUCGCGCCGUCCAAGCCUCAGCGCCGCAAGAGCCCGCUGGUGAAGCAGCUGCAGGUGGAAGACGCUCAGGAGCGCGCAGCCCUGGCAGUGGGCAGCCCUGGCCCGGGUGGCGGCAGCUUCGCCCGGGAGCCCUCCCCGACGCACCGUGGGCCUCGGCCAAGCGGCCUUGACUACGGCCCCGGGGAAAGCCCCGGCCUCGCGUUCGGGGGCCCAGGCCCGGGCAAGGACCGGCGGCUGGAGGAGCGGCGCCGCUCAACCGUGUUCCUGUCGGUGGGAGCCAUCGAGGGCAGCACACCUAGCACAGACCUGCCCUCCCUGCAGCCCUCCCGCUCCAUCGAUGAGCGCCUGCUGGGGGCUGGCGCCGCCACCACCACCACCGGCCGAGACCUGCUCCUGCCCUCCCCCGUCUCUGCUCUGAAGCCAUUGGUCAGCGGCCCGAGCCUUGGGCCUUCAGGCUCCACCUUCAUCCACCCACUCACCGGCAAACCCCUGGACCCCAGCUCGCCCCUGGCCCUCGCCCUGGCCGCUCGAGAACGUGCUCUGGCCUCCCAGGCGCCCUCCCGGUCCCCCACGCCUGUGCACAGCCCUGACGCUGACCGCCCUGGGCCUCUGUUCGUGGAUGUACAGGCCCGCGACUCUGAGCGAGGGGCGCUGGCCUCCCCAGCCUUCUCCCCAAGAAGCCCCGCCUGGGUUCCUGUGCCUGCUCGGAGGGAGCCGGAGAAAGCACCCCGGGAGGAGCGCAAGUCGCCAGAGGACAAGAAGUCCAUGAUCCUCAGCGUCCUGGACACAUCCCUGCAGCGGCCGGCCGGCCUCAUCGUCGUGCACGCCACCAGCAAUGGGCAGGAGCCCAGCGGGCUGGGGGCUGAAGAGGAGCGCCCGGGCACCCCGGAGCUGGCCCCCGCCCCCGCACAGUCAGCAGUGGUGGCAGAGCCCCUGGCGAGCCCCCGGGCCCAGCCCCCUGGCAGCACAGCUCCGACAGAUCCCGGGCCGGGCCAGGGCAGCUCCGAGGAGGAGCCAGAGCUGGUGUUCGCCGUGAACUUGCCGCCCGCCCAGCUGUCCUCCAGCGAUGAGGAGACCAGGGAGGAGCUGGCCCGCAUUGGGCUGGUGCCGCCUCCCGAAGAGUUUGCCAACGGGGUCCUGCUGGCCACCCCACUUCCUGGCCCAGGUCCCUCACCCACCGUGGUGCCAGGCCCGGCCUCAGGGAAGCCGAGCAGCGAGCCGCCUCCUGCCCCUGAGUCUGCAGCUGACUCAGGGGUGGAGGAGGCUGACACGCGCAGCUCCAGCGACCCCCACCUGGAGACCACAAGCACUAUCUCCACGGUGUCCAGCAUGUCCACCCUGAGCUCGGAGAGUGGGGAGCUCACCGACACCCACACCUCCUUCGCCGAUGGACACACUUUUCUACUCGAGAAGCCACCAGUGCCUCCCAAGCCCAAGCUCAAGUCCCCGCUGGGGAAGGGGCCGGUGACCUUCAGGGACCCGCUGCUGAAGCAGUCCUCGGACAGUGAGCUCAUGGCCCAGCAGCAUGCCGCCUCUGCCGGGCUGGCCUCCGCUGCCGGACCUGCUCGCCCUCGCUACCUCUUCCAGAGAAGGUCCAAGCUGUGGGGGGACCCCGUGGAGAGCCGGGGACUCCCAGGGCCUGAAGAUGACAAACCAACUGUGAUCAGUGAGCUCAGCUCUCGCCUGCAGCAGCUCAACAAAGACACACGCUCCUUGGGGGAAGAGCCGGUUGGUGGCCUGGGCGGCCUGCUGGACCCUGCCAAGAAGUCGCCCAUCGCGGCAGCUCGCCAUUCUCCCGGAUGGAUAACAGCAUACUCUCCAUUUUCCAGACAAUAAAACUAAGGUUCUAAAGAGGUCUAUUGCAGCUGGUAAGUGGUGGUAUCUGUCUGGCCCCAAGCCCCACUCUCUGUUCACUGUACUCUGGGGGCUGUGUCGUUAAGCCCCUUCUGGUGACGGAUGCUGGGUUUCUGUGCGGUAGCCUCUCACACAGAAAUGCGCACCUGUUCACUGGGUAGACUGACACCGUUAUCUAUCAGUCGCGUAUAUCACAAAUAGCACGUGUAUUCUGAAAUCGCUUAUCCUCGAGUCCUCGCAGCGCUACCUCAUCAGCCCAGCUACACGGAGCCAUCCCUCUGCCCUGCCUUCCUAUUCCCACUUCCCUCUGCACCCCCUUCUCUCGUUCACACUUCCUUUGGCCCUCUCUGCUUCCCCUCACCCCUCAGAUCUGGGUGAAACCACAGUCCCCAGUGGCGUGGACCCCACUGCCCACUCUUGGCUUCUGGCCAGAGGCAGGGGGCUGAGCGGAGGAUUCAGUGAGCGUGUGGAGUCGGCCCCUCCGUGUGGCUGGCAGGAGCUGUGGUGCCCGCCAGGGCUGCUGGGCAGCUCUCGUUUGCAGCUCACUGUGGCUGGAACCUAGCACUCCUCUCUCAUUUAGUGCUGAACUGCUAGUGAUACGGUCUCUAAGAGAAACGUUCAAAGUGCGGGAAGUUCUGGUGUCUGGGUGGGGCUGUUUCCUUCCCGGGACCAUUCUUGGCAGAGGCCCCAGAGUAAUUGCCUUGGCCACCUGGAGGGACCUCUGGCUUUUUGCGACAUUGAUCCUAGACUAUUCAUCUGCUCUGUGCUUCUAGCUUCGGGUCUAGCCCUCGUAUAGACAGGACGUCCAUCUUCUCAGAGCCCCACCAUGGUCUUUGAGGCUCACAUCUGUACCCAACUCCACUCGCCUUCGGAUCGGAAUCCCACAUGUCGUCUGAAGUCCAUAGUGUCUCUGAGCACCGCAGAAACACUCAGCUCUGCUGUGGCUUUCAGUUUUACAUCUGUCUGACCCUCACCUCUGGUUUCAUAGAAAAAAGUUCAUGGUGAAAUAGCUGUGGAAAUACAAAGUGAAAGGGGUGUCUUUCCUGCAUCUUCUUAGCCCCUUUGAUGUGCUUUGCGCCAUGGCCUCGAACCUGUUAGGUCUCAGCUUCUCUGGCAGAUCGUUAGUAAGUGUCUUGCAGAAGACACACAUUCCUUAUGAUGGGGUAGAAACCCUGCUCUGGUGACUUUCUGUGGACCCCGUUCUACUAACAUGUUUGGCUGGGAUCUGGAUGCCACCUUGUGUCACCGCAGGUAUCUCACGGCCAGUGGGGCUUCUUCUGAAACCUGGGCUGACACUUGUGGUGUGACGGCCGACGCCAAGAGCACUGGGGCCAGGAUGUGCUUUGUCCUUGCGGGCCACACGAAACCGGGUCACAUGCUUCAGGAGCCCUGAACCAUGCUGGGGGAGCAGGAAGUGCUCACAGAUGAGGGGAUGUAGAGGCAUUUGGAGGGUGUUGAGGUUGGGCGGUGAGAAGGCGAAAGGCUGGAGACGCCCUGAGCGGAGAGUGCGCUUCGAAGCUUAUGAGUCUGUGUCUAGUUUUGCGCUGCUGUUGAGGGUUCUGUCCCUGAGUGGAGCUCCCAGACUGCAAAAGCCCACAAGGCCUAGACCUGCCCUGCAUGAGUGCACUGGCAGAGGCCAGGACCAGAGCUCGGGCUUUUCCUUGUCUGUUGGUGCCAACAGGCCAACAGGCAGUCAAGCCUGGGAGGGACACGUCCCGUUAUUUUUGUUUGCUGACAUUUAGCUUUGUCAGUGAGGAAGUGAGGUGAGAGGUGCUGAGUGAAAAAUGUCUGGACCCUGAGGUGGCCGGGAGGGUGAGGAUAAGGGCCUGGGUUAAUGCUGGGAGCCCUCCAUGAAAAGGAGGAGGAGCUGAGGGUGGCUCCCGGUCCCUGGUGUGGGGAGGACUGGGGGAAGGGAGAGCAUGUUUGGAGGCCCCAGUAGAGGUCUGGAGCUCAGGAGAGCCUGGGCUCACAUGUAGCAUCCUUGGGCACGUCAGCCGUAGCCAAGGGUGGGAGUGGGCUGCCUGGCCCGGGAGAAAGUGUGUGUGCCGAGAGGAGAACCCACAAAACCCAUCUAGGAAGGAAGGGGUCCUGCCACAGCCUGGGUAACUGCAGGGGUGUGGGGCAAGGGGCAAGGGGCGAGGCCAGACCCCAGUGGCUGAGGAAUCACCAGGCAGCAAGACAGUAGCAGAUUCAGACGUGGUGGAAGAGACGUCCGGGGCCACGGAGCCUUGCGGAGCCAUCCGGAGGAGGAUGCUGACGGCAUUCAGGGGUGCCCGGUGAGGUACCGCUCGUUAGGGGGCGGGUGGCCCAGAAGCCCUUUGGGAGGCUGGCGGGUGCUGUGAUGUGGCCACACCGUGGCUGGGGCCCGGCUGGGGCGGCGUCAGUUGAGAGUGGCGAUGGACGGUGACGGCUGUGCCGAAGUGGCGUGGAGGCUUGGCUGUGGACGCUGCUGGGGUUCCCGCUCAGGGGGCGACGUGGUGGUUCCCUGCUCCCCUGGAGGAAGGGAGGAGGGGCAAGCACUUGGGCCAUGGGUACCCUUGGCCACUCCCUGCUGUGUCCUGGGGCCUUGGGAGGCCACAGACUUCCUUAUGCUCUUCUCGUAGGCCUCCUGCCGUGUCCACCAUGCUUUGGGCAUCCUUAGGACUGGCUCUCUCCCCACUUCCCCACCCAGUGGAAUACGGCUCUUCAUUCCCUCACUCAUGGCACCUCCUGGCAUCAGCCGCAUUUUCUCCGGCAGGUGCCCAUCUCCUGGCACCCACCACCUCUCCUCAGGAGGGUCUGCCUGGGUGCUGCUAGAGCCUGCCUCACCCCUCUGACAGGAAGGGGCGCUUCGGCACUGGCCAGAAGGGCGUCCUGGAGCCCGGACCCUGCUCUGGGCUCAGGCCAGGCGUCUCCACUGCACUCCCCAGCACCCGUCCAGUUCUCUCUGCCUUCACAGCUUGGCUGUGGUCCUGCCAACUUGUCAGUAUGCUUCUGUCACACCGGAGACCCUGGGCACACCCACAUGGUUCCACUGAAACUUAACCCUCGGGGUAGGGCUAAGCAGGAUUCCCUCCUGAGACACGAGGUCCUCAGGCCUCGGUCGCUGUGUGAGAGUCGUGGUGGAGCUCUACUGGGACCAUCCCCUCCGCACCUUACCCUGCACUGCAGCCCCCACCCUAGCAUUUCCCUAGCAGUCACCGCCACCUGGGCACCCCCCACCCCCUUGCAACAUCCCCUUGGGUACCCUCCCUCUCUCCUUCACUGCCGACCCACUUUGCCCCAAAGCCCAGGUGGUGCCAGGGAGAUCAGGUGUGGUGGGAGCAGGGAGGGCUUCUUCUGGCUGGUGCCUGUUCCCUGAGCCCACCCCAGGUGUCCUUAGAGCCCCUCGCCAUGGGGGGUAGGGCGGAGGGAGGCCUGGUUUCAGGAGGCUCUGCUGUGGGUCUGAGCACUGGGGGGAGGCAGCGGGGAGAGCGGCUGAGGGGAGAAAGCCGGUGGAAAGUGAUGGAAGCUGGAAACUGGAACUGAGGUCAAGUGGGAGGGACAGACAGAACUGGAUCUUUAGGGAGAGGCUGGUCUUGCCCAGGUGGGAGAUGAAAAGACAAAGCCUGCACGGAGGGGCGGAAGGACGCCAGGGUGCCCUGUGCGGUGCGAGACUGGCACCAGUCAGGAUGGCGCAGAGGUGGAUGGGGGCACGCAGAGGAGGCUCCUCAGCCCGGC